AUGAACGCCUGGAAAGGGGUACAAGCCAGAAAGGCACCUGCUUCGACCACCUUGGUAACUCCAAAUCCAUCACCGCCGUCACCAACGCCUCCAGCGUCUCCUGUACCCGACACGCCCAGAGACGGAGCUGAUUUGAAGGCGCCAUCACGUCGAAAAAGUCUUAGCAAGUUGACCAAAUUGGACAUCCAGGCCCUGGCUAAGGCUAACGACGAUCACUCAAAGGAUUUUUCACCGUGUGGUAAAGUUGUGACAUCCAUAUUGGAUAACUACGGAAAACCUUUACAAAAACCAAAGUUGCCGAGAUGCCAUACGGCGCCGGCUAGGGUUGUACGAAGUACGGCAUUGGCGUAUGGGCGUUUAGUUGUUGGAGGCAAACGGCAACAACAUUCUGGCAAUAAUGAACCCCAAGACGUUGAAACUGGCACCAACAAAAGGGCGGUGUCUGCCAAAGGGAGAUUCGUGUCUAAGAGAGAAGCGUUACUGGAAAUGUUAUCAGACAGAAAUGUCGAGUUUAAAAGAAGACCGAAGACUCCCCAACAUGCCCAGGAUUUGUUCAAGUCGCGGCGGCUCGCAGCCAAGAACAAUGCUAGUUGGGACUGGGUGCUCUCGGAAGCCUAUGAACACCUUCAGUCUAGAUUCGAGGAACCAGGGCAGGCAAAGGCAUUUUUUCGGCGGAUAUCCAGAAGGGCACUGAUAAUACUGCGUUGGAUUGCGUUCCUCAAAGAGCAAUCCAAGUACAUCGACAGGGAGUUAGAGGAACUAAUGGAUAUAGUUUUUGGUCCUAAACCCGAGGGAGACAAACCCACCACGCGAGAUGAGGAUAUCGCCAGAAGUGCUGGAGUCGACUUCGACAGAUUGUAUUUUAGGGCGAAUAAAGAGUUGAAAAUAACAUUAGAUGUGCAAAGGACCCUAACUCUUCCGCCUAACUCCAGGUCGCCGGAGAUGUUAAGGAGGGUCUUGUAUAGUCUGCAAACGGUGAAAUCUUUCUGUGACUAUCCUCUGGACAUGCAGAGAAAGAUAUGUGAAGUUGGCUGGUAUCAAUCACUUCCUGGUAGGAAGGUGAUUGUUAGACAAAGUCACAUAGCUGAGAAUUUCUAUUUUGUUCUCUCAGGAAGAGCUCUAGUCAAAAAAGUCGAUACAAAGCAACCAAGUUAUGGAGUAGCACGGGAACGAGUCGUAGGUUUUAUUGCCAGAGGUCAAAGUUUUGGGGAGGUGGCGCUCAUGCAUCAUUCUCCUAGAUCCGCCACAAUCGAAAGCAUGACUCCCAUGCAGCUUUUAGUGGUCGGCAGAACUGACUACAUCAAUCUGUUUUCCGGUGAGAGUGUAAAUGGAGAACCAGCACAUAUAGCUUUUUGCAGGAAUGUGGAGUUCCUGAAAAAAUGGCCGGUUGAAGAACUACUGGAGGAAUCGAAUAAGGACAAAAUUCUCUUCAAUUUCGUGAAGCGAGGAACUGUGGUGGUUGAAGAUAGUAAGCAGUGUGAUUGGAUAUAUAUCAUCAAGUCGGGUUCGUGCAAUGUUAUCAAAAAGGUGCCAAAACCAAAUCGAAAACGUACAAAAGUUGCAUUGUCCAUGGAUUUAAAAUUUGCCAACUUGUUGGAAUUAGGGCCAAAGGUAAAGACUCACCGCAGACCGAAAAGCUGCUUUGCGAAAAGACCUAUAGGAAUAUCUAUGGAGAGUCUUCAGAUAAAAGUACACGAAGCCUCUUCAGACUCGGAAGGCGGCGAAGACGACCUCACGAUUCCAAUAGUUGCUGCAAAGAACGAUCCCAAACUAUUACAACUCUCCCCACCUACAAUACACAGGAACAAAAAAGACAAUCAUAACAACAAUAACAGUAACAAUGAAGAUACCUCCAGUGAUGGAGAGGACAACGUAUCUGAAAUCAGCUACCUCACCAAGACAUCUGAUAAAGGAGAACCCGGGUCGCAUGACUCCCGUAGUAUAGUACUGCAAGUAGCGGUGCUGCAGCCUAAAGAUGUCUUCGGAUUAGAAAAUAUGGUUUUUGAUGGCGUUCGGGAGAAAAUCCAUCCUUCAUUGACAUUGGUAGGUGGAAUAUUAUUAAGUACGAGUUCACUUUAUAAGUGUUUUUGAUAUUUUACAUUCUACUAGCUGUAAGUUUCAUUUCCCGAGGUUAAGUUUUGAGGGUAUGUUUGACUUAAUUUUCCGUUUUCAUUUUCUUUUAUUCAAGUACCGUAUUUCAUAUUAAGACUAUGUAAAAUACUCGUGGUAACGAUCGGUCUUUGUUUACACUCUAAAUGUAUUUCCUGGAUUUGACAUUAAAUUUUUAUCUCAGCAGCAAUCAUAUUUAUUGCCGAUGCUACGAUACACCUAUUGUUCAAUGUCCCCUAUACAUUCAAAAUACAUAUUGCAACAAUAUUUUGUUACGCCUUCGCUCCCCGUCUUUCCAAUUAAUCAUCAAUUAUUUAA
Lingula anatina is the source of this 2427-nucleotide messenger RNA. RefSeq lists its product as uncharacterized. The record is from RefSeq and is a predicted model, not a curated record. NCBI's taxonomy places the organism in Eukaryota, Metazoa, Brachiopoda, Lingulata, Lingulida, Lingulidae.